Messenger RNA from Diospyros lotus (date-plum), 1218 nucleotides. RefSeq lists its product as uncharacterized. The record is from RefSeq and is a predicted model, not a curated record. NCBI's taxonomy places the organism in Eukaryota, Viridiplantae, Streptophyta, Magnoliopsida, Ericales, Ebenaceae. The transcript has 4 exons. Bases 99 to 1040 code for a protein of 313 amino acids.
UAAAUUGCCUCAUCUAUUCACUCCUUCAAUCCACUUCAAACAUUCAAACACACACACACCCUCUCUCUCUCUCUCUCUGAGAAAUUGAAGAGAGAUCGAUGGUGAAUCUAGUUGCAGCUCAGAAGCCAUUGUUGCAUGGCCUGAUGAAGAUGGCGGGAGUGGUUCCCCACGCAGUGGAGAUCGAGCCAGGCACCACCAUGAACUUCUGGGUCCCCAAAGAAACCAUCAACAAGAAGGCAAAGGCGGCCGCCGAUAAACCCGCUAAGCCAAGCAAGCCGGCGGUGGUGCUCGUCCAUGGCUUCGCAGCCGAGGGCAUCGUUACGUGGCAGUUCCAGAUCGGAGCUCUCACCAAGAAGUACGCAGUCUACGUGCCGGACCUCCUCUUCUUCGGCGGCUCCAUUUCCGACAGCGGCGAUCGGUCACCGACGUUCCAGGCGGAGUGCCUGAUGAAGGGAUUGGGGAAGCUGGGCGUUGAGAGAUGCGCCGUGGUGGGGUUCAGCUACGGCGGGAUGGUAGCGUUCAGGAUGGCGGAGCUGUGGCCUGAGGUGGUGGAGGCAUUGGUGGUUUCCGGCUCGAUUCUGGCCAUGACGGAUUCGAUCAGCCAGACAACGCUUCAUAGUCUAGGGUUUUCUUCUUCAUCGGAGCUGCUGUUGCCUAGCUCCGUCAAGGGUUUGAAGGCGCUUCUAUCUGUCGCGGCUCACAAGAAGCUCUGGUUUCCCAACAAACUCCACAAGGAUUUUCUUGAGGUGAUGUUCAACAACAGAAAGGAGAGAGGUGAGCUUCUAGAGGGCUUGAUUGUCAGCAACAAAGAUGCCACCAUCCCCAUUUUCCAACAGAGAAUACAUCUCCUGUGGGGUGAGAAUGAUCAAAUCUUCAAGCUGGAGCUUGCCCAGAACAUGAAACAGCAACUAGGAGACAAGGCAACAUUUCAAGGGAUAAAGAAAGCCGGUCACCUGGUUCACCUGGAACGGCCGUGUGUCUACAACAGAUGUCUCAAGCAAUUCCUUGCUUCAAUCCACCCGAAAGAAGAUCGAAAAUGACGAAUUCAUCUCCAACUUUUAUUCUGCAGGGGUAUGAGAAGAAGAAACAUUUGCUCGGGGACUGAAUGUGGAAUAGUAACUUUUAUUAAUUAUGCUUCAAACAGAAGAUCAGAGUUGUUUUAUUUAUGGUUGGAGGAGGUAGGAAAUGAGUGUGAAUGGAUUGAUUUCCUUUUACUUA